AUGGCAUCAGGAAGAGCUUGGAGCUUUCGAGCGGGGGCAGUGUGGUUAUUAACCGGUAUUGCUGCUGCUAGUCCGACUGUCAAGGUCCUUAAUGGCACGUAUGAAGGCCUCCAUUUACCGCAAUUCGGACAAGAUGUAUUUCUCGGUAUCCCUUAUGCCCAGCAUACUGGAGGCCAAAAUCGCUUCAGAGUUCCGCAAGCGCUCAACGAGACGUGGAAUGGAACACGCCCCGCUCAGACAUACAGCGAUGCCUGUCCUGACUUCCAGCCGAAUGCUGAUGCGGCAUAUGGGAUGAGUGAAGACUGCCUUAGUAUCAACAUUGUUCGGCCGACUGGGAUACCAGAGAAUACCACUUUGCCUGUUGCUGUGUGGAUCCAUGGUGGCUCGUACCAGGUUGGCACAAGUGGGCUUCCAAAUUACAACUUGACGUGGCUUGUGGAGCGAUCUGUGGCGAUAGGUAAGCCCAUCGUCGCAACAAGCAUCAACUACAGGAAGGGAGGAUGGGGGAUGUUAUAUUCUCGGGAGAUCCAAGGAAGUGGAGAAACGAAUCUGUCGUUGAGGGAUAUGCGAAAAGCCCUAGUGUGGAUCUCAGAAAACAUUGCGGGAUUCGGCGGUGACAAAGACAGCGUUACAAUCUGGGGAGAAUCCGCCGGCUCGUUCGCUGUCGGCCAACUCGUUCUUUCCUACGGCGGACGAACAGAUGGGCUCUUCCAUCGUAGCAUUCAGGAAUCUGGAUCAGCUGCAACAGCUUGGUACAAUGGCUCCGACUGGUAUCAGCCCAUCUACGACAAGAUCGUGCGACAGACGAACUGUACCGACUGGCCCGACACACUAUCUUGCCUCCGCACCAUCCCCUACGAAACCAUCUUCCCCUUCCUCGAUUCCUCCAAAGUCGGCGGACCAGGUUUCUACCCCACAGUCGACGGCGACAUCAUCCCAAACUAUCCCACCGAGCUCCUCCACUCCGGCCGCUUCGCCCACAUACCCCACCUCUACGGCUCGAACAGCGACGAAGGAACCGACAAUGCACCAACGAAGAUCUUCAACACAGACCAGGAUAUCUACGAUUACCUCCUCGGCAGCACAGGCUAUGAUUUCCCUCCCAGUGUCGUACGAAAGAUAAUGGAGCUUUACCCAGAUGACCCAGCCCAGGGCAUCCCACUCAAUACAGGUGCAGAGCGCUUCGCAGAGCAGGGUUACCAGUACAAACGCGCAGCUGCUAUCAUCGGAGAUGUGUUCUACCACGCUACUCGCCUAGAUGACGCCCGUCAGUACGCAAAGUACUCACCUACCUACACCUAUCGCUUUAACACGCGGCCGUUUGUGAACGCUACGAACGCCACUUUUACCGAUUACGUGGGCGGACUGGCGCCUGCGUACAAGGGUGUGCAGCAUUUCAGUGAAGUCGCGUUCAUCUUUGGGAAUCCGCAAUUCGUAGGGCCGUGGGAGGAGUACAAGGCGUUGAGUGAUCAGAUGAGUGCGCAGUGGGUUCACUUUAUUAAUGGGGGCGAUCCGAACGGAGAGAGUUUGCCGGAGUGGCCGAAAUACAGUGAGGGAUCGCAGGGUUUAAAUUUGGUGAUCCAGGCGCAGGGGAGGGGAUACAACGGGAGUUAUGUGGAGGAAGAUACGUAUCGUUUGGCAGGGAGGGAAUAUCUCACUAAGUGGGCGAGGAGGAGGCAUGUAUAG
Messenger RNA from Didymosphaeria variabile, 1686 nucleotides. RefSeq lists its product as uncharacterized. NCBI's taxonomy places the organism in Eukaryota, Fungi, Ascomycota, Dothideomycetes, Pleosporales, Didymosphaeriaceae. The transcript has a single exon. Bases 1 to 1686 code for a protein of 561 amino acids. The record is from RefSeq and is a predicted model, not a curated record.